ACAGACAGAUGACAAAUAAAAACUCCAAAAUAGUCAUCGGGACUUACACAUAUUUUGUUUCUUUACAGCACUAAUAUACGCUGGGAGUAAAGCUCAUUUUGCUUAUUUUAUUUAAAAUUGUGUAUUUUUAUAAGUGGCAGAAAAUCGUGAAUAUUACUGGUCGCGAUGACGUCUGUGGACCCCAUGUUCGGUUGGGACUUAACAUUCAAGACUGUUGAAAAGGAUAUAAAACGAAAUUCUGAUGUGCUUGUAUCUUUUAUACACUGGAAUUUGACUAAAAGGGGAUUUCGUACAAUUGGAAUAGGCGAUGAGAGAACUUUAACCGGAGACGAGGAAAAAAGUGAACUUUUGCCAGCUGGCUGGAAUGAUAAAGAAAACUACACCUUAAGAUAUGUAUUAGAUGGGAAAUUGUUUAUCCUGCAUGGAUUGAAUACUGAUGGAAAUCUUAUUGUCAACCUUAUGAAGUGUGAAGACUUGGCAGUCUCCAACAUAGCACUCAAGAUAGAUGAUGCAGUGAAAGAAGUUAAAGGUUCUAUUGAGAAGAUGAUACCUAACCACAAGGACCUAAUGUUCAGCAUAAGACGAGACCUUAUAGACACAAUUGUGGGGAGAAUUAUGGUUACAACUGAGACACAAACAUCCAGAACUCCUUCAUCCAGAGGAUUACCAGUUGAUCCAUUAAGAGUGCCUUCCAGGCCACUUCCACAGCCUGAUACUCCAAAUCUAUGGGAGCCACCAGCGGGUGUGCCCAACAUUGGGCGAUCAGACUUGGACCCCUUCGCUCCGUUGGGUGGUGGUAUGCUCUUCAAUCCAUUUGGACCCAACCGGGACAUUGAGAACCCAGGCCUUGGCAUCCCUGGUGGACUUCCUAGGGGAUCAGUGCCGCCUGGUGCUCGUUUUGAUCCGUUUGGGCCACCUGGGGGCCCCAUGCCAGGCAGGAGACCCAAUGCACCAGAUGCAGACCACCUCCCACCCCCCGGCUUUAAUGGCAAUGACAUGUUCAUGUAACUUAAUCACAACAUCUCUUCACUAAAGAAAUAUCUUUAGAAAGUUUGCAAGAAUAAAACGAAAACGUGCUUGCACUGAAUUGUAUUUUUAUUAAUGACUGCUAUAUUUUAAGGUACAAGCUAGAGUAGUAAAUACUUGCGAAUUUUCAAGACAUUUCUACAUGCACCACUGGUUCUAAGGGGAACAAAGGUUAACAAUAAAGUUUUGUUUCAUA
Molecule: messenger RNA, 1222 nt
Organism: Pectinophora gossypiella (pink bollworm)
Lineage: Eukaryota; Metazoa; Arthropoda; Insecta; Lepidoptera; Gelechiidae
Gene: PI31
Product: proteasome inhibitor PI31 subunit
Exons: 6
Coding region: 166-1008 (280 amino acids)
Biological process (GO): proteasome-mediated ubiquitin-dependent protein catabolic process
Molecular function (GO): proteasome binding; endopeptidase inhibitor activity
Source: RefSeq, a predicted model, not a curated record